Messenger RNA from Chaetomium globosum CBS 148.51, 252 nucleotides. RefSeq lists its product as uncharacterized. The transcript has a single exon. The record is from RefSeq and is a predicted model, not a curated record. Lineage: Eukaryota; Fungi; Ascomycota; Sordariomycetes; Sordariales; Chaetomiaceae. Bases 1 to 252 code for a protein of 83 amino acids.
AUGGCCGUCAAGAUCGGAGCCUGCAGCCUCUGCCGGGACAACGUCGAGAAUGCGCUCCAGGAUACCGGGAUCCUCAACUACGACAAGUCCACCACGAGGGGGAAGACCACCUUCACCAUCAACAUUCCCGGCGGCCCCAAGACAUGGCCCAAGAACUCACUGCGCACGGCCUGCUGGAACCAGCUCAGCCUGGACUUUUACUACCACUCGAGCACCCGCAAGGGCGACACCAUCUGCUGCUCGAACUACUAA